Messenger RNA from Annulohypoxylon maeteangense, 1449 nucleotides. RefSeq lists its product as uncharacterized. The coding region runs from base 363 to 1151 and encodes 262 amino acids. The record is from RefSeq and is a predicted model, not a curated record. The transcript is spliced from 2 exons. Lineage: Eukaryota; Fungi; Ascomycota; Sordariomycetes; Xylariales; Hypoxylaceae.
CGCGAAGCUGUCUUGUUGAUUGCCAAACAGAGGAGUUUCAGGGAGUUAAGUUACGAAUUAAUGAGAUAUCUAGAAAAUCAAUCGGGGUAGAUUUUUAUAGCCCUCGAUUGCUUCAAAUCCUCCGCGACGAAGAUCAAUUGCACAGUCGAUGGAUCUCAAUGUGAUGCAAGGAUUUUAGUGGCAGUGCUCACCUGGGCAGUUUAGAUCAACAAAACGAAGGAGCACGGCUCUUGGACUACGUCACCCGCUCUUUACGGUCGUUUAGAUGGGCCAUUUAAAACCUAUUGGGGGUAUUUAAUGUGUGUUGCAUCCUAUCCGUGAGUGCGUUUCCUGUAAUUUCUCGCUAUCGACGUAUAAAGUAGAUGUUAACAAUGAAUCCUGACCACGAACCACUGCCUUCCCACGAUGCUUCGACGGAAGGGUCCCCAGAGGAUGUCCUGGCGCCCGAAACCCUUGUGUUAAGAGGCCAAGCAGUAGUGUCUGGUACUGACACUGCAAAAAUGCUCUACCGCAUGAACUGGAACAUCACCUCUAUUCCGCAAAAGAGCUCUUCAGUUAUAUUUGAAAGAGUAAAGGACGAUCUGCUACUGGAGAAUGAAGACCCAACCCCUACCAAGCAACGAGAUGAACACAUUUUCUACCUUGCGCACCCAGCGGGCGCCAAGUAUCAGAAGGAAACCCCUGAAUACUAUCUGACAUCCGUCUCGCCGGAGUCAUUGGGUAAUAUCAGUCUUGAGACGUCAAAGCCGGGGUUCCGGAAGACGGAGUUCAGGAUGCUCCUAAGCGCAGGGCGAACUUGGUCUGAUAAACCGCUUUUCGAAGAGGACGCGGAGACUUUAUUCGAAGUCAAACCAAAGUGGAUGAGUAGUCGCUAUACAUGGACCAACCGCACCGAUGAGCAAGUAGCAUACGAAGAUAAGAAAGAAGAUGAACGAAUUCUUGUCACCUUAGUAUCGAUGGAGAGAAAACUAAGGGAUGCGCUGGUCGCUACUUGGUGUUUGAGAUUAUGGUACGAAACAGCUGAAAGCACACGGGCUCAGAGGGAUGAAAUGGAACGUUUGACACCAGCUAAAGCUAUGCAUGGUUAUACAGACCUAAAAACGGCGAAAAGAACCGGCGCGCUUGGUUCUCUGGGUGGAGCCGGCGCAUGACUUGACGAAACAAUGAAAACCAUCAUAUCCUUUCACAGGCUGUCAAGUACUGGCGGUCCUCCUAACAGGGAUAUACUAGAUGCAUGAAGGGCAUAUCAAGCAGUGAAGUUUUGACGCAAUUGAGCUGAACUAGUUACAUCGUUUCAUACGAUCUCCGAGUCUCAGAUCUGGGGUCUAACAAGUUUUUUGACAUCUACAGGUCUUCUCUUCAAGUGUAAAGGCCUUGUGAUACUAUAUUCGCCUGGGCAGUGUUAAAUCCAUCGUGUGAGUUUGAAUUUCCCCAGACGACCACAUCUUG